UUGCUCGGCCUCGUCAGCGACCAAUGGCAGCGCCUCUUGUUGAGUCUUGACGACCGAGGGGAAGCCAAGAUGGCCGGCGAGCAGCGGCCGCCGACGCGGUGGAAGGGGAAGCAUGGUGAAAUGACUGGACCUGACUGGAAGAAAUCAAAAGAUGCCAGAAAACAGGCGCUGAAACAAUUGAAAGAAUUAAAAUUAUUGAAGAAGCUUGAUAAACAAAGGGCGGAGCAGCAGAGAACAAUAGAGGAGCAAAUGAAAAAAAAAGAACUGAAAGGUCGACUGUAUACUAUUAGUGUGGCAUUACCAGGGUCAGUUCUGGACAAUGCCCAAUCUCCAGAAUUCAGGACAUAUUUGGCUGGACAGAUAGCUCGUGCCUGUACGGUGUUCAGUGUGGAUGAAAUUGUAGUCUUUGAUGAACAAGGAGAAGAUGCAAAAACUGUGGAAGGCGAAUUUGGUGGAAUUGGAAGGAAAGGACAUGCCAAUGUUCAACUUGCACGAAUCCUGCAGUACCUUGAAUGUCCACAGUACCUUAGGAAAUGCUUCUUUCCAAAGCAUCGGGACCUAGAUUUUGCAGGGGUCCUGAAUCCGUUGGACAGCCCACACCAUCUGAGGAUUGAUGAUGAUGCAGAAUAUCGGGAGGGAGUGGUUGUUGAUAGGCCUUCUAAGCCCGGGAAAGGAUCAUUUGUCAACUGUGGCUUGAGAAAGGAAGUGCAGAUUGACAAACAACUUCAAGCUGGCCUCCGUGUUACAGUUCGUUUACACAAGAUGGAAAAUUCAGAGAGCAAAGUUUUGAAGGGUUCAGUUAUCGCCCCUGACGUUCCCCGAAUGGAGUCUGGUCUGUACUGGGGUUACACAGUUCGUCUUGCUUCUUGCCUCAGUUCUGUAUUUACAGAGUGCCCAUUUGACGAUGGCUACGAUCUUACAAUUGGUACAUCUGAGCGAGGGUCAGACAUUGACAGCACAAUACUUCCCACAUUCAGGCACAUGUUGAUUGUGUUUGGUGGUCUUCAGGGGCUUGAGGCCAGUGUUGAUGCUGAUCCAAACCUCAACCUUACAGAUCCUUGUGUCCUCUUUCACCACUACCUGAACACCUGCCCUGGUCAAGGCAGCCGUAUCAUUCGUACCGAGGAAGCUAUCCUCAUCACUCUUUCUAUAUUGCGACCAAAGAUUGAUAAAGCACUCAAAAGCUAAUUCAAGUUGAAUUGGUGAAAAUAUUUUGCAUCACAACAUCUUUUAUUCUAACCUUGAAAGAUUAAUUACCAGACAUUGCUCAUUCUCCUGCCUGAAAUUAGAGCCAUCUCUAAAUUACAGAGAUCCCGUUCCCAGCAUGUGUUGGUGUUUACCUAGGAAUCUGCAGAUUGGUUACCAGAUUACAAGUUUUGGGGAAGAUUUAAAAUGCCAAUUUUCCAAAGGUAAUGUUAAACAUCUUCAAUCAUUCAAGUAAUUAUACAGAAUGUGUAGAUGAGAAUCCAAACUGAGUAAUCAUGCAACUGCUAUUCUGAUAUUUUCUGUCAAUUACACAGAAUAAAUGAUUUUAUAGUUGAGCACAUGAGUUCAGGAAAGUUUCUUGUAACCUUUCUUGGAAUCACAUUUCAGACGUGUAGGCUGAUUAUUGACUGCUGUGCAGAAUCUCUCCAGUGUAACACUGCUAUUAAAUUGUAAUUUUAUGAAUUAUUGACA
Molecule: messenger RNA, 1677 nt
Organism: Leucoraja erinaceus (little skate)
Lineage: Eukaryota; Metazoa; Chordata; Chondrichthyes; Rajiformes; Rajidae
Gene: spout1
Product: SPOUT domain containing methyltransferase 1
Exons: 12
Coding region: 70-1188 (372 amino acids)
Biological process (GO): maintenance of centrosome location; miRNA processing
Cellular component (GO): kinetochore; mitotic spindle; spindle pole centrosome
Molecular function (GO): miRNA binding
Source: RefSeq, a predicted model, not a curated record